This is a messenger RNA of Paraphaeosphaeria sporulosa, 1778 nucleotides long. RefSeq lists its product as uncharacterized. The record is from RefSeq and is a predicted model, not a curated record. Gene Ontology annotation, biological process: monoatomic cation transport; transmembrane transport. Lineage: Eukaryota; Fungi; Ascomycota; Dothideomycetes; Pleosporales; Didymosphaeriaceae. Gene Ontology annotation, molecular function: monoatomic cation transmembrane transporter activity. Gene Ontology annotation, cellular component: membrane. Bases 181 to 1557 code for a protein of 458 amino acids. The transcript has a single exon.
AACAAGCUCACCCUCUAGCGGCACGGGUAUCGGCACGCUUACCCCAGAUCAUCAUAUGCCGCUGCCUGCAUCAAUAUCUUGCCUUCAUCUGGACGAAACUCCUUCUUUCUCUUCAGCAGUCACACGUCGUACUCGGCCGUUCGUACCACAUCAGGAUAUCGCACCUACAUCUCAGUCAGCAUGGUUGCUUCAAGACACAGAGACCUGUUUCGCAGCACUUCAGGACGUGACCAGCAGCAGUAUCGACAUCUAGACUUGGAAAACGGCAAUGGCAACCCCUACACACCACAUCCGCGACAGCGUUUCCGUGAUGCCAUCGACGCUACCAUGACCAAGCAGCAUGCAAUUGACCUAAAGAAGCAACUAUUAGAAAACGUGGACAGCAAUGCGCUCGAAAAGUUUAGGAAAAGCGACGAAGAGCUGAAGAAGAUCAGCAACAAAAAGCUUCGCAAGUUCUACGAAGACCAGAACACGCGGCUGGACGACUGGCUUGAAGUCGACUCCAUCGUUUCCGCGCUCGCCGAUGAUGUCCUGGACAGCAUGAACCCCCGAGACCUGGACCACGACGGCGUUGCAGAAGACCGAGGCCCUUUGGGCCUCAGCGAAGACCGUGUAGAGUGCUUCUUGCCCGACGAAGAGCGCGAACGCCGCCGAAAAUCUGCUAGAAACGUCAAAUGGGCCAUCAACAUCAACGUCAUCGUCAACAUCCUCCUCCUCGCCGCCAAAGCUAUCGCAGCCAUCUGGUCCAACUCGCUCUCCCUCAUCGCUUCGCUCGUUGACUCCGCCCUCGACCUCCUCUGCACCAUCAUCAUCUGGUCCACCAACCGCCUCGUCGGAUGGAAACUCGACCGCCUCAAAGCGCGCUUUCCCGUCGGCCGCCGCCGUCUCGAACCCAUCGGUAUCCUCGUUUUCUCCAUCAUCAUGAUCGUCUCUUUCCUCCAGAUCCUCCAAGAAUCGGUGUCCAAGCUGCUUCCCUCAGGCGACCACACGACCGCGACUCUCCCGCCGGCAGCAAUCGGCUCGAUGGUCGCCACCAUCGUCGUAAAAGGCACCAUCUGGAUCGGCUGCGCGCGCAUCAAGACGACGCAAGUCCAGGCCCUCGCGCAGGACUGCAAAACAGACGUCUACUUCAACACGCUGUCUCUCGCAUUCCCGCUCAUCGGCGCCCAAGCAGAUAUCUGGUGGCUCGACCCCGUCGGCGCAUCCAUCCUCUCCCUCUUCAUCAUCUAUGAUUGGGCCGGUACCAUGCUUGAGAACGUGACCCGAUUGUCCGGCCAAGCUGCUGACGACCGCACGCAAAGAAAGAUGAUGUUCAUGGCGUGGCGGUUUGCGCCGCUCGUGCAGGGGUACAAGAGCAUCAAGAGCUACCACGCGGGCGACGGUGUGUGGGUGGAGAUGGAUGUGUUGAUGGAUCCGAAGGCGCCGUUGAGAAAGUGCCAUGAUAUUGCGGAGACGCUGCAGUAUUGCACUGAGGGACUGGGGGAGGUGGAUCGCGCGUUUGUGACGAUGGAUUAUACGAGCCAGGGUCCGACAGGGCAUGCGGCGGAGAAUGAGUAAUAUUGGCAAAGUGCAUAAACGAUUGUUUGUAUUGUUUUGUAUUGCACUGUUCUGCAUAGUUCUGCCUGGCUGAGCUGGACGCUGCUGGCUUUCCUGCUUCUGUCGAUUCUUUUGGAUUCUGUAGGGUUCGUUGUUUGCAUUGCGCGGUUUGGCAUUUCCGGGCGCCUGUAUCAGUAGUCACUUCGCAUUUGCUAUUGCCUAGGGAUUUUGGACCUACCCCU